Messenger RNA from Penicillium vulpinum, 1653 nucleotides. RefSeq names its product sugar porter family MFS transporter. Gene Ontology annotation, cellular component: plasma membrane. Gene Ontology annotation, molecular function: carbohydrate:proton symporter activity. The record is from RefSeq and is a predicted model, not a curated record. Lineage: Eukaryota; Fungi; Ascomycota; Eurotiomycetes; Eurotiales; Aspergillaceae. Bases 1 to 1653 code for a protein of 550 amino acids. Gene Ontology annotation, biological process: carbohydrate transport; transmembrane transport. The transcript has 2 exons.
AUGGGUGCCGAAGCGUCUUCCCACCAUGGGGAGUCCAUCACCCCGGCUCAACAGCUGAGUGUCGAGUCCUCCCACCAAAAUAGCCCUAUUGAGAAGCCCAAGCAACCCCUGGGUGUCGAUACCCCAAUCCCUCGGAUAACCAUGCGGUCCUUGGUGAUGGCCCUCUUCGUCUCAAUGGGUGGUUUGUUGUUCGGAUAUGACACUGGUCAGAUUUCCGGCUUCCAAGAAAUGAGCAACUACCUAGAACGGUAUGGUGAGCCCACAGCAGAUGGUUCUUACAAAUUCAGCACCGUUCGCUCCGGUCUCAUUGUUGCCCUGCUGUCUAUCGGUACCCUGAUUGGUGCCCUGGUCGCAGCCCCCGUCGCUGAUAAGAUGGGCCGAAAGUGGUCCAUCAGUUUCUGGUGUAUUAUCCUCAUUGUCGGUUUGAUUGUUCAAAUUACCGCCCCCGAUGGCCACUGGUACCAGGUUGUCGUUGGCCGUUGGGUCACUGGUCUCGGUGUUGGUGGCUGCUCCCUGCUCGUCCCCAUGUACCAGAGUGAAAGUGCCCCCCGUCAUAUUCGUGGUGCUAUGAUCAGUUGCUACCAGCUGUUCGUCACCCUUGGUAUCUUUUUGGCCUACCUCAUCAACCUGGGUACUCACAACAUGGAUGGCACUGGUCAGUGGCGCAUCACUCUCGGUAUCACCUUCCUCUUCGCUAUCAUCCUUGGCGGCGGUAUGGUUUUCUUCCCCGAAAGCCCACGUUAUGAGUUCCGUCACGGAAAGGUCGAGAGUGCCCAACGCACUCUCUCCAAGCUCUACGGUAUCCCAGAGAACCAUACUCGCAUCUUGGAAGAAAUGAGUGAAAUUCGUGAGCAGUUUGAGGCAGAGUCUGAAGGCCAGAAGUGGCAUGAAUUCCUCACUGCCCCCCGCAUGUUUUACCGUAUUGUCCUUGGCAUGGCCUUGCAGUCACUGCAGCAGCUCAGUGGUGCUAACUACUUCUUCUACUAUGGUACUACUAUUUUCCAAGGUGCUGGUAUCUCAGACAGCUUCGUGACCCAGGUCAUCCUCGGCGCUGUGAACUUUGGAACUACCUUUGGUGGCUUGUAUGUCGUUGAAAACUUCGGUCGCCGCAAGUCCCUGAUUUUCGGAGCGAUCUGGAUGUUCGUCAUGUUCAUGAUCUUCGCCUCCAUCGGCCAUUUCGUCCUGGAUGUGGAAAACCCUGAGAACACCCCCGCCGCCGGCAAGGGUAUGAUUGUCGUCACCUGCUUCUUCAUUGCCGCAUAUGCUAUGACCUGGGGUCCCAUGGUCUGGGCUAUUGUUGCAGAGCUCUUCCCCUCCAAGUACCGUGCCAAGGGUAUGGCCGCAGCUACCGCAACCAACUGGCUGUGGAACUUCCUCAUCAGUUUCUUCACGACCUUCAUCACCGAUGAGAUCGACUUUGCCUACGGCUACGUCUUCGCUGGCUGUCUUUUCGUGGGUAUCGGCGUUGUCUACUUCUUCGUUAUUGAAGGAAAGGGUCGCACACUCGAGGAGCUUGACUGGAUGUAUGUCAACAAGGUUGUUCCCUGGAAGAGCACCAGCUUCGAGAUUCCUGAACGCCACCAGGAUUGGAUCGCGGAGGAGAACCCGUACGGUCGCAAGUCGCAAGGUGCCCUUCACGCGGAGAACGCAUGA